This is a messenger RNA of Toxotes jaculatrix (banded archerfish), 10824 nucleotides long. RefSeq names its product F-box only protein 33. The transcript has 6 exons. Gene Ontology annotation, biological process: SCF-dependent proteasomal ubiquitin-dependent protein catabolic process; positive regulation of protein ubiquitination. Lineage: Eukaryota; Metazoa; Chordata; Actinopteri; Toxotidae. Gene Ontology annotation, cellular component: SCF ubiquitin ligase complex. Gene Ontology annotation, molecular function: protein binding. The record is from RefSeq and is a predicted model, not a curated record. Bases 112 to 1599 code for a protein of 495 amino acids.
GAAGCGUCGCUGUUAUUAGCCGUUGCAGCACCGAUUUAAAAAAAAAAAAAACGGUUGUAACAUUUGUUUUAUAUCUGGUUGGUUUUCAGACAGCGUCUUUCUUAGCUCGCCAUGGCUCUGUGCGGGGGUGUCGGAGCCAUGGCUUUGCCCAGCGAGCUUAUCGUCCAUAUAUUCUCCUUUCUGUCCGACCGAGACAAGCUCCGGGCCUCGGCCGUGUGUUCACGAUGGAGGGAGUGUCUCUUCUACCCCGCGCUGUGGACCGAGCUCAAACUGCGCAUAGGCGGUGGGUGUAACGGCGGCGGCUCCAGCUCCGAGGAGACCCCAAGGCUGGAGUUCCUCAUGCGGAAGUUCGGUUCUUUCGUGCGGGAGCUGCAGCUGGAACUCGCACCGGUGGAAGGCUACCUCAGCCCCCUCAACAACGACCCGUCGUCCACCAGGAUGGACCAACCUCCCGGUCCCGAUAGCGACCCGCAACUCUCCGAGCGAUGGAGAGACGCCAUGGCCACCUAUUUGGACCAGGUGUUGUGUGUGUUCACCAGCAUCCGCAACAACAGGAACCUGCAGAAGCUGAGUCUGUAUGGAGACACCUGUAUUCUCCAGCAGGAGGGACUAUUAGACAGCUCUAACCUGCACCAAAUUCACCAGGGGGACAAAAAGAUCAAUGAAAUCCAGCAGUUGUUCAUGGAGUUGUUGUCUAACAGCAGACAGCUGAAGUGGUUGUCCUGUAGCUUCAUGCUUGGUCUGGUGACUCCCUGCUCCUUAGCUUGCCUGUCAAAUCCUUCAGCUGAGACCUUGCAGCACCUCAGUUUACUGGACCACCAGCUAGGCCCCCUCAUCUCACCAUCAGAGUUAGAUCGGCUCUCUAAUCUUAAUUCUCUGGCUCUGGAUUUCUCUGACUUGACAUCUGAGCUUUGCGGUCUGCUGGCAUCUCCACGCCGAACUCCACUGCAUCGCCUCUCCCUGCUGCUCAACGGCGCUGCCCUGGAGUUCAAACCAUUAGAAGGGACAGCUACAGAGGACGACUGGAAGGCGCUGGUUCGUGUGAGUGCCAACCUGCGAGUGUACAUCAUGGCCCUGGAGGUCGACAGCUCAGAACUCCUCAGGGUCCUAAAACCUAGCCUUCCUCUAGAGCGCCUCCACCUGGACAGUUACAGCACGCUGGUGACUGAUGCCACAUUGGAGCUCAUCUCUCAGCAGUACAACAAAACGCUGACUCACUUCCUGCUCCUGAGGGAUGACCCCGACUUCCCUGACCUCAGUGUCAAUCGAAACGAAGACCCGUUGGUCCUCUUGGCAUGGAGAUGUACUCAGCUGGCUGUUCUGGUGAUACAUGGUUACACUGUGUGGUCCCACAACUUAGUGGCCAUCUCUCGGCUGCGAGGCUCCAGUCUCCGCAUCCUGACUGUCUCUGAGGAGAGCAUCGACUUUGACCCGGACCAGUCAGUGUGCAUGGAAGGCGAUCCGGUCCAUAACCUGGUCAAGGAGGUAUCCCUGGGCCUCGGCCGCGUCUGGCACCCUUGCCUGGAUUCUGGCCUGGUUUUGUCCGAACCCACCCAGCACUUCCACCGCGAGCUGCACGCCUUCAGCAUGGGCAUGUAGGCAAGGAUGGAAUAUCCAACACAUCACAGCCUAAACUGUGUCAAGACCAGGCCAGACCCACCAGGUCCAAGUCAGCUCAGACUUCCUAACCAGACCAAAAGCAGACCCAAGUGAGAAAUCUAAACCAGAUCUUAAAACAAUCUAUAAAGUAAAUUCAUGUGAACUGAUGUGAGCUGAUGGUUUUUAUUUUAGUUUUAUUUUUUGUGCUUCUUUCACAGGGGUUUUAGCACACAAUUCUGACCCUUUUCCAACAGAUUCCCUGUUUUCUUGCUUUGCCAUUUGAUCAUCUGGUUACUGGUGACUUGGAAAACAGAUUCAGUCUUUGAUCUUUUAAAUAAAUUGUGCAAUUAAGAAUAUCCAAUUAAAACGGAAUAAUUAAAAUUUAAUUUUGAAGGAAGACCAAUCCGUGAUCGCUGAUCACAGACAAGACUUGAGUCAUAAGAGUUUUUAAUUCGUCUGCUAAAAUGGGUCAUCCACUUCUUGUCUGGCAUGGCCCUGUCUGGUCUGGUCUUGCCCACAACAAGUAUUCAGAGCUCAGUUUCUCUCCUUCACCUUAAUAACCUCCAGAGCCUCUGUAUAAUGUAACCUUGAUUUGUUUUUGUUUUUUUUUUCUUUUUUAUUUAACUGUUUUCCAUCUCUCCCUGCUGUGUAUAAUCUCGUUUUUCCUGUGUGGUAGUUCCCUUGCCUGUAUAGGCUUUGUAUGUAUUUAAAUACAGAUAUAUUAUUAUCCUGCUCACAGCUAGAACAGGACAGGCAGGUGGGUUGAGUAAUGGACAGGUGGAAUUGGAGUGGGGGGCGGGUAUUCUGACACAAGCUUCUAGCUUUAGUUGUGAAACUAGUUUUCUUUACAAAAAAAAUCCUGUGCUCUGUGUCGGUCUGUCUGUCUGCUCCAGUCUAGCGAAAGUUGGAGUUUGUAAACUAACCGAUCAAUCACUUCCUGGGUAACACAACCUUCGCUGCUUCUUUUGUUGCUCUGAGAGAGCACCUUGUGCACUUGUCCACUAGUUUGAGAGCCUUGCCAGCAGGGUGGGAAUCUCCAGUGUGAAACGGCUGACUGUGGCUGGUCAGUUUUAAUGCAGUUUUCAGCAACAGCCAUGUCAGUGCCAUGACUCAGAUCAUCCUUAAGUGAGUGGCAUUUCAACGCCGAAUGGUUUUACUAAGGGUUUUGAGCACCUUACCGAUGGUGUUGUGGAGAAUAUUGUUACGUGCUUGCCGCCAGCACACUUCCCACCCUGCUCACUUGUCGACUUUUUGGGAAACCUCACUAGUCGACUGAAUAGGGAGCCUCGUCUUCCGACUGACAUUCAGAGCCAAACUAUGAAAAUUCAGCCCAUCACAGUACAGCACACCACUACUGUGUUUUGUUUUGUUUUGAUCUGUAGUGUGCUGGUAGUAAAUCAUUGCAUCUUUCUUUCUAUAUUCAGGAUGAAUAUAGCUGCCUUUGCUCUCCUCUAGAGGUCAAAACAUCUAGUAUCACUGGUUCCAGAGCCUCUUUAUAUUGAAAUGUCAAGUCAUCAAGUCAAAGGAAAGGAGAGGAGUGUGCGUUAUAAUAUGAAGGGCUCUGAGAUAAAAAAAAAAUCUUCAAGUACUUCUGUAUAUAGAGGAAAUAGGUUUUCACUUCAUAUGCCAUAUAUAUCCGUGUUUUGAGAUAUCUCUGACUACUUCCAAAGGCCAUGCUAAAACAGCACCAGUAUUCUGUAGACAAAGCGUCCUAGGGUGGCAAAUACCAAACCCAGGUUUUGCAGUCAAUCUAGCAGUACUGUAGGUAGGAACCGGUUUCUCUCAGUGGUGGAGUUAUUGUUUUGGAGUAAAACAUUUAAUGAUUAAGAACAGGGAAAAGAAAAGGAUGCACUGAAUGUAACUUAACUCUCAUUCUGUCGGCCAGUCAGUCAGGUUUUUUGUUUUUUUUUAUUGAAGGCUCACUAUAUAGUUAUAUUUGCUGCAGAACUUUGGCAGAUUUAUAUCUUGCCAACAGUCAGGGUUGCUAAAUAAAUGAGUUUGGACAUUGUAGGUUCCACUGACAGCCAAGACUGCUUUGUUUUUUCCUCGAGAAAUGGCACCUACAGCACAACGUGGUUUUGGGUCGUUUGUGGCGAAAAGUUUUCUCUGUCAGUCUCAGGUAGGCUUUUAACAUCACUAUGACCACAACCGUGGUGGUGAUGAUGUCGCGUAGGGUGUGUGAAACAAUCAGAUAAUGUGAGAAAUGGUCUUUUUUUUUUAUUUAAUUUCCUCUUGAGUCACAGUUGCCUUGGAAACAGCCCCUUGUUUUCUGGAUGCAGUUGUCGCUGUUAUUGAUGAUGUUGUUUAUCUUGCCAUCUGAUGAACCCUCACUCCGCCUUGGUUGGAGGGUCAGCAAACCUAAUCAUACAUUUGUUUUCAAAGAUUUAGGUUGAUAAAGGCUAAAGAAUGGCAAAACCAGUCUGCUCAUUGCACAUUUUAUAUCUCCAGUAGAUGCUGUGGGGGCCAGAGAGUGGCCGUGGAGCGGUAGAAAUCCAUCCUGUCGAUAGAGGACCUGCUGGGCCCAAUUAAUGUCUGAACUGAAUGCAGUCAGUCUUCUUGGGUGAAACGAUUUCUGUCUGGCACAGUGGAUCUUGUCUGGCUGUGCAGCUGGCUUGUUCUUCAGGCAUUCAUUAACGAGGGUGAAAGCAUGACUCUCUUUUAUUGUCCAGUUCUAUCCUUUUAAAAAAUCACUGAGUGAAUGCGUUUGCUCUAGUAAUGAAAUAAAUGUUAUCUAGGCUCUGUGGAAGUGCUAGCAUGUCAUGCUUGUGGCUCAAGCCAGGCAUUGUUGACAAAAUGUCUCAUGCAACAUCAUUUUGAGUAUCACCAGAAGAUAACUGGGCCUAGUAUGGUUCCAUGUGAUGCUCCAAUGUUGUGACUGCUGAGUGGUUAUGACAACUGUGGUGCACUGCUGUCUUAUGAAAGCAUUUCCUGAGCUGAGUUGGGAUUUUAACUGGUGGAUCAAAGGUAGGGUGGGCUAAAGGGCACCUACCAUUCAUGAGUAAAUGCUGUCAGCUGGCUAUUGUUAGGAAAGUCACCCUCCCAAGUGACUACAGUGCAUCAGUUCAGUCUGAGGUCAGGGCAAUGGCAUUGUAGACUGUGAAGGUUCAUAUCAAGGUCUCUAGUUUACGUGGUUGACUUGUGAUAAUUAUUAUUUUUUUCCACGGGCUGAUAUGGAACCAGAAUUACACAGCAUGCCAGCACUUUGCAUGGUUCAGAAUGAAUUGGUCCUGGUAAUGGGCCUGUGGUUACCAAAUGUUUGCUCGUCUGUUAAGGGACCUUGAUGGUUUAGCCAUGAUAAUCUCUCCAGUCCUUGGUCCAUAUCUCAGGAUGAAUGCACUUUGGUACCAAGAGUUCCUUUUAAGGAUGUCUGUGGCUGUGUAUAUAGAUCUGUACUCUCAUAUUCAGAGGGGAGAGCAAUACCAACAUAACACAUUCAGACCAAAAUAUGUUGGUUUUAUCUUAUCUUCCUCCUCCCCUCUUCUUAUUUAUCCUCUCAUCCCUCAUUUUAUAGCUCAAGUUUGUUUCUUUAUAGGUUUGUGUUUUGUAUAGUCAUCAGCUGAUAAGGAGGGCAGUCACGGCAAUGUUCUAGUAGAAUGUAACAUCAGGCUAGAUAGUCAUCUCAGCUAAGCAAAUUGACGUUUACCAGCAACCGAUAUUAACAAGCUGAAUUUCCAGAGUCCAUCCCCACCCACCACGAGUGGUUCCUGUCUUCUCAAGUCUCCAUGUUAUUGGCUCCACACUAGAAGUCAGAUUUCACUGUUUGGGCAGUCCAGUGGAGCCCUUAUGGCAGUGUUUCUGCCUGUAAUAAACUGAAACUAUGUGGAGGCCCUCUGACAACUUCUUUGUCAAAAGUUGAUGGUUUGACUAUUUGUGAUUAAAAUGGAAUUAUUUUAGGAACCUAUAGGCUGCAAACGCAGGGGGGGGACAGAGAUUAUGUAGAUAAUACACAUGAGAGCAGUAAGGCAUUGCAGAACGAUGUCUUUUUAAAUAUUGUUUCUGCUAUUUUUGGGGGUUUUUUUUUUUCUUUUCGCCAAAACACACCAAAAUUUUAGUGAAGACGGCAUGGAAAGAACUCAGUGUUGUCCCUGCUAAGAGCGAAGAGGCGAGACAAAGCUCUGCCAGUGAGGCAAAGCCGACAGGCAAAUUACUUUACACUCAGAUAGGGUUUGACACAUUAGGAGACGAACACGGUCACAGUAUGGCAUAGCAUUUAGAAAAAUACUGUCAGUGGAAAAACGACCUGUCCCUGGUCCCUGUGUGUCAUCACUAAAAUAGCUAAAUAUUGAGCCACCUUGUGCCUGAAAGCCUCUGGAGUCUCACUGCUUUUCAAACCUUUGCUCUCUCCAAGUUAUUGGCUUUGUGAUGUAUGUAUGUUAGUUGUUGCUGUGAUUGUUAGUUCACUCUUUAGGGAAGCAGCAUUAUGAGCUACAGUAGGUAGAGGUUUCAGCACGUGUUUUAAUUUUUCUUGGAGCGUGCCUGUAUCUUCAUGUAAGACUUUCAAGUGUAUCCAGUAGAAACGUGUGAAUAAGAAGUUAUGAAUGUAUGUGUGUAUGAACAGGUUAUCAGCAGUGCAGCCAUUGUAUGUUUCCUGCAUGCAUGUGUGUGUGUGUAUUUAAUUGGGGUUUGGGGGGGAGUUGUUCAUGUUCAGCAGUGUAGUCUUAUCACUUCUCCUGCAGCAGGAAACAGGAACAGAAAUCGUUCGUUCUCAGGGUACAAUCGGUUUUCAAAAAGAGGAGUAGGACGGAAAGUAACAAUAGCUCAGGCCUCUAGCUCACUCAUUUGAAUAUUAGGAGUCACUGGAUCUGUUCUCCUCCCUUGAUGUGUUUUAAGCUGCCAAAGACCACAGUGGAACAAACUUAACCCAGACACAAGUCUAUCUGAAGUGCCCGCACACACACACACUGGCAGGAGGCUGGUCCAGUAUUCUUCUCUCCUCUACGCCUCCUUCUAGUACUUUCUCUUCUGUUAUUUCUUUCUUCUUCCCUUCCUCCACGUGGUUCCACUCCACUCCUGGUUUCUUCCACUGACUACCACCACUCCAUGCUUGUGUGUCCAAACUGCGCUGGACUAGAUGAAAUGUUAACACUCUCGUUCUGUAAUUGGAGCGAACAACGACCAAAGCAGACCUGUGCGCAAAGGUUUGGCUAAUGUUGUGUUAGUGGCUGCACCCUGCGUUCACUAAUUCAGAAUUUCACACUUGCUAUAUAGAAGGUGUGUUAUGAAAGCCACAGUUGAACAUUCCUGUCCAACAUAUGUUACUUGGUAAGGGUGAGCAGCAUUAUUGCACAACUUGUGGCCAAAUUCCUGAAUCUCUGAAUCUACAGCGCAUGUUGCUGUGGCAUGACAGAGCAAAGUAAGGCCUCCUCUCUUGUCCAGUGCAGUGCAGUUCUGCACUGUCAGAGGCUUAAGCAGAGCUGUCUGGAGUUGGACUGUGUCCACAACAUUUACUCACCACCAUAUUUCCUCCCCUUUCCCCUUCUCUCCAUCACCUGUUUCACUGUGAGGAGUGAGUGAAUGUAAAACUAAAGGCGAGGAGGGCGAGGAGUUUGGUUCAAUCUCAGAACGGGUCAGGGACCAAACACUCCCUCAGAUGCUUCCACAAGCUACGUUGUAGCUUCCCAACUGGGACAAAGGCCACUGUGCCUGACGUGACAUGUUGUAUGGCCCUGCCAGCCUGUGGCCAAGGUCAGAUUUGACAGGGGAGUGUUUCGUCCUGGGCUGUAAAGAUUUGCUGCUAGAGAUCUGCUAGAAACAGGACAUUCCACUUAGGGGGUCGCUCAGGCCAUCUGACUAGCAAACAGUUCACUACGUGGCCGGUGUCUGCAUGGAAGUUAGACUCUUUUUUUCACUUUUGAAUGGUCAGUUUUUGGAGGGGUCGGGCGUGCAACGAGUACUGACAGUCACACCAGAUGACCAGCUGGUCUGAGCAGAGUGGAGGUGUGAGAACAUUUAGAAGUGUUUUUUUGUUUUUGUUUUUUUUUUUUUAAGUGUGUCGCUAUUUCAAAGGUCAACUGUGUUUCUAAUGUGUGUUUUUCUGCGAUGCCAAGCUUUGCUUUCACUGGAUGCUUCAGCGUCCUGAGGCCAUUUAAGGACCUUUUGUGUCCGGUACACAAAAGGUCACAAGUGAAAGCACUCCACACUGACUGUGCUAAAUAUAAGGACUAGCUGCUCUUCCCAUAAAAUCAGUUGGCUUCACUCAUUGAAUCAAUCUUCCAGUAAAAAAAAACCAAAAAAAAACCAUCACAACGCGGUAAGAGUAGCAUAGUCUGUAUGUUUAGUUCACACGUAAACACACGCAGAAGUCACAGUACAUAUUCAGUAUGGAUACACAGGGACACCUGGAGUCUGAGCUGGACUUAUUUAUACACCAUAUGCAGACGGACGUUUGUGUAUAACUAUACUGUGUUAACACAGAAAGACUGAUUGACACACAGCUAGCAGAGCCUUAUUGUGAAAGCGUUCUGCCAUUAAAAUGACAGGUGUGAAGGCUCUAGAGGGGAAAUGGGGUGUCAGUUAUUCAGGAGACCAUUACCAGCAGUUACUGUACAUUCAUGUGGUUGCAGCCAGUUCGAACAGCCCUUUUAACUUGUUUAAGUUUUUGUUUUGUUUUUUGUUUUUUCUUUGAUCUUUAUAUGCAUUCAUAGAGAAAUCCUGGAAGAUAGCAGGGCCCCUGUGGCCUGAUGGGUAAUUGAAUCCACAGAGCUGGCCUCUAAUGUAGUCCAUCUGAGACAGUUGGCCUUGACAGCUUAUUAAAACUGUGUCGUGAUCACAGAACUGUAGAUAUACAGGGAUCUGGGUUUAUCUGUCCUACCGGGCCCAUAUACAAAGAUACUUCUUGAUACAUCAGUGCUAAUACUUCAUAGCCAAUACCGAUCCCAUUGACAUGGACCGAAGUGUGUGUGUGUGUGUUAUUUUAGUACCAAAGCAGCAGAGCAGACUGUGUCAGAUCUGCAUCAGUCUAUACACAGGCCACAGACAGACACACAUCAGACAUGACCAGUUUCAUUUCCACUUUAGCUGUUGCUCAGAUUCGAUGCCAGCUCGAGAGUUUGUGAUCUCGACUCUCAGGAUGCUGGCAGUGUUUUGGAAAGUAAACUUAAAAAUAGCUGUAGAAAAGAGGUUGUAUGAUGGUUCUGGGCCUAAAACCUUCCCUAAACAAGAUUCAGGGAACGGUUCAAUGUUUCUGAAAGGAUUACCAUGAAGAGACAGGGUUUCCUCAUCACAAUGUGAGAUUUCAGACUCUUCCUGUCUGUUUUAUUUUUUUAAAUCUAAAUGCUAAGACCAUAGACUAUUACCAGUACAUGCAAGACUGAACACAGGGCUGGACUCAGGCAGCAAUGUGAAGAAUCUGAUUAACAUCCUGAUACAUGUUUGUGUUGCGUGGAGAAAAACACUGGAUGUGCAUUGUACUGGUAUAAAAUCAGUCCUGUGUAUCAGAUAUAGAUAGAUGUGUAUGAGGCUACUUAUAAUCUCAGUGAAAGGGAGUUUCACACAGAGCGAGGCCGUUUGCAACUGGCCACACUGAGAACUAAAGAGGAAGUUUGGAUUCUCCAGUUUUCACUUUUAGCCAUAGCUGACACUAAAACUGUUUUUCCAGCCAGCGUAUGAUGAUGAUCCCGGCGUGACUGGAACAUUAAGGGUAUCGUCAUGUACUUGCUUCUCUGUAGUUCUAGAGAAGAAACAGCAAAAUGGCACUUGAUAGCAUAACCUGGCCAAAGUCUGUCAGUAGCGCCUGUCUAUAUCAAGGACCUGAUAGAUAUUCAUGCUCAGUGUCAGCCAACUAUCUUCAUUUAGAUCUCAGCUACUGUGGCUCUGAUGUUUCUGGCCUGUAAACAAAGUCUUUCUUGUCAAGUCUGGAGAGCCAAACCUCCUAAUUAGCCAGGCAGGCAGGCCUGCUGCCCAGUCCAGCCUCACAACUAUGCAAGAGGAAUGCAUAUAAUCCACGCUCUUUUUUUUUUUUUUCAGUUUUUUUAAAAUAUAUAUAUAUAUUUUGUUUUUCUUUUCCUCACUGUCACGCAGUAGAAAUGAAGACGUAAUCUAAUAAGAACUUGCAAUGACAAUACUUGGCCUUAUGAUGAUUUCUGAAAUCUUAUCAUUUAGUUUUAAGAUCUUUUGAUUCUGGUCAGCCAACCCAGCGACAGCAGCGGUGACGGCGGGCUCACUCUUGGUCUCUGUGAGACUGGCUAGACGGCCCCAGUUUUAUCGUGGUACGAAUGUUGUGCAUUUGUUUAAAAUCAGGACAGUUUGCAAUAACAGCAGUCUUACUAGUGGCCACAAAGGAGCACAAGCAGUGCUGACAGCGCCCGGCUGCGUCUUUAGAAAACCAUAGAGGAAGAAAUAUAAACUAUAUAAAUAGAUAUAUAAACUCACAUAGUGCAUAUUUGUAUAGGUAUCAACAAUGCAUUACCGUGGUAUACUCUUAUGCAACACAUGUCCGGGUUCAAUUUAUGAACAUGAAGUAUAUUAUGAAAUCACACAGACUUUGUAAAUCAGAAGCUAUGUUGUUGUGUGUUUUUUGCAAAAAUGGUUUUACCAUCCUUAAUGUUGAAUAUUCUGAGCGUUAUGUUCCUGUGUGAUUGUGUUUGUUAAAGUGAGCACAUAGCAGUGGGUUUUACCUUCUUUCUGUAAGCAGGGAACCAGACAUAACCCAAAAUGCAGCUGGACCAGAUUUCAAAUACAUCUUAUUAUCUUUCUAAAACGUUCAAAUCUGAUCUGUACACCGCUUUGAAAAUAUCCAAGUGUAGUUUCUAACUUUCCCCUGCAUGCUUCAGAGAGAACUAGGUGUAGUUCCAGAUGAUUGGUUACUCAACAGCAUGGAUUAUGAUUUGUUAUGACCAAGCAAAGACAAGUUUUACCACAAAAAGUCCCCUCUGGUGUCCAUGUGAAAAAGCAUUUUGGUGGUGAAUCUGGCUGAUCCUUGAUGAAUUUAAAAACUGAAAUCAUAUGAAACGGAUGUGAAAUCUUCCCAGCUGUUUAUUGGAUUUAGUCUGCAGGCAAAGAGUCCUCUCCAGCUGAGAGGACAGAUUGUAUCAAUGAGAACAGUGUUGAUCCAUGGUGCUGUUGUGGAGAAGAGGGAGGACACGUUACAAACCUCCAUGUAAAACCUUGUGACUGACAGAUGGCAUACACUUGAGGGGUCAACCUGCCGAACGUUGAUCGGAAUCAAUGUUGAAUGAAUGCUUCUCUUCUUUUAGUCAGUGAAUAAAAGCAUUAAAAAAGCUUCAA